Molecule: messenger RNA, 1093 nt
Organism: Telopea speciosissima
Lineage: Eukaryota; Viridiplantae; Streptophyta; Magnoliopsida; Proteales; Proteaceae
Product: E3 ubiquitin-protein ligase MIEL1-like
Exons: 12
Coding region: 72-875 (267 amino acids)
Biological process (GO): ubiquitin-dependent protein catabolic process; protein ubiquitination
Cellular component (GO): nucleus
Molecular function (GO): ubiquitin protein ligase activity; zinc ion binding
Source: RefSeq, a predicted model, not a curated record
UGGCUUCCCUCCUUCCUCCGCUCCCCCCCCCCCCCCCCAAGUUGUCUGUAACUCUUCGUUCCCUUUCAACAAUGGAAGGCAUUGCCAAUGAACGUCUCGAUUUCGGAAAGAUGGAAUAUGGAUGCAAGCAUUAUCGGAGGAGAUGCAAGAUUCGAGCUCCCUGCUGCAACGAGAUCUUCCCUUGCCGUCACUGCCACAACGAGGCUAUGCAGAGCACUCUCAGAAACCCCCUUGAUCGCCAUGAACUUGUCAGGCAACAUGUUCAGAAAGUUGUUUGUGCAGUUUGUGACACUGAGCAGAAGAUUGCUCGGGUUUGUUCUAACUGCGGUGUCAAUAUGGGUGAAUACUUCUGUGAAGUCUGCAAAUUCUACGAUGAUGAUACUAGCAAAAAACAGUUUCAUUGCAAUGAUUGUGGAAUUUGCAGAAUUGGUGGCCGCGAUAAUUUCUUUCACUGCAAGAAGUGUGGUUCUUGCUAUGCGGUUAGCCUACGUGAUAAUCACCUGUGUGUGGAGAACUCCAUGGGACAUCACUGUCCCAUCUGUUAUGAGUAUCUUUUUGACUCACUGAAAGAAACAACAGUUAUGAAGUGUGGCCACACGAUGCACAUGGAAUGUUAUCGUGAGAUGAUAAAGCAUAAUCAAUAUUGUUGUCCCAUAUGCUCAAAGUCGGUCGUUGACAUGUCUAGAGCCUGGAGGAAAAUUGAUGAAGAGGUUGAGGCAACCAUCAUGCCUGAAGAUUACCGUUACAAAAAGGUGUGGAUCCUCUGUAAUGAUUGCAAUAACACUGCUGAAGUCUUCUUUCACAUAAUUGGGCAUAAAUGUAGUCACUGCAAUUCCUACAAUACCCGCAACAUUUCCCCUCCGGUUCUCCCUUGACGAGCAGAUUAUUUGCAUUGGAAGAUUCAGUUUAUUCUUUGAGGGAUACAUUCUUCAUUUGCUAGCCAAAGGUCAAGUCACCUGUUGAUAAUCUGUUGUAGGCUUCAUCCAAACAUAAAUCAAAAUGGUCUUGUUGGUAUUUGGCUAGUUUAUGUUAUUACCUUGUUUUGAUAGAUUGUGUAUUACCAUACCUAUACCAUUUCUUGGCAAUCAUCUUC